AGCAUCUAGUCUAGUUAACAUCGAACCCUACCGAUGAACUCGACGAUCAACCGCUAAUCAUCUUCUGUCCUCCCGUUCAGUUCUGGUCAUUUGCACCAAUCGAUGGAUCCUUGCCGUGCUAGUCCGGGCAAUCAAUCGUUCAACAGGCAUGCAUCGUAUCCUCUCACAGAAUUGAGCAACCUCGACACCAUUGAUGGCCAUAUCAAGUGCUGCCCCGAGCAACCCAUACUCUGUGGCGCUGCCAUCAGCGUCAACAGUCUAGCUGUCACUCCCUGUCUAUGUUGCAGCUCACGUGUUCUUCGGGUUGGAGUUGCUUUCAAGGUUUUUAUCCCAUCAGAGGUUCCUGCAGCCAAAUUAGUUCCUUUUGAGCCAGGGCAAGGUGCGGCCCCUGGCAGAGCCUGGAAUACUCGAGAUCCACCCCCGUCAUCAUCGGCUUUCUUGCGAAAGCCUCUUCCCAUUGCGCACACCUUAUCCUUCAAAACUCGACACUGCUUGCGAACAGCAAUAUGUUGGUUCCAGGUAAUAGAGCUACAGAAUACUCCGUCCCCACGGUUCAUGCUUUCAGUGCAAAUGCGUCAAGUAUGCCUCAUAACUCGAACAACUCGGCGGGAAAUGUUAGGUAUACAAACGAGUCCAUGGUGCGAAACUACUACGUAUUCGGGGGCUUCUAGAAGCGUGGUCGAGGGAAUCACUGUGAAACCAAAGAAUGCUUGCAUUCCCCGUCGUAGUAUUGGCAUCUGACACACUGCCUUGUUGCGCUGCCAAUUCAAAAUCGCAUCAAACUGUAUAAAUCGCAUCAAACUGUAUAAAUAGCAACACAAAGGAUGCUCCUGCAUAGCCUGAACAUUCUGUUUACUUGCCAUCCAAUAGACUUCUAGUUGCAAG
Truncatella angustata is the source of this 885-nucleotide messenger RNA. RefSeq lists its product as uncharacterized. NCBI's taxonomy places the organism in Eukaryota, Fungi, Ascomycota, Sordariomycetes, Amphisphaeriales, Sporocadaceae. Bases 103 to 741 code for a protein of 212 amino acids. The record is from RefSeq and is a predicted model, not a curated record. The transcript is spliced from 2 exons.